Molecule: messenger RNA, 3696 nt
Organism: Cylicocyclus nassatus
Lineage: Eukaryota; Metazoa; Nematoda; Chromadorea; Rhabditida; Strongylidae
Source: the annotation of a GenBank genome assembly
CUUUCUGCUUCCCUGUCUGUAACCUCAACUAUUCACCUUUACAAACAUGACCUUUAACACAUUAAUUCGGAGUUUUGCUGCAUAUUCAACAACGAUACGUCGUCUUGCACGGACUAUGAAGAUUGCGAUAAUAGGUCAGUCCGCUUUUGGCGUGGAUGUCUACAAAGCGCUAAGAGAUAAUGGCCACGACAUCGUCGCCGUUUUCACGAUCCCCGACAAAAAUGGGCGAGAGGAUUUACUUGCUCUGGAAGCAAGCAAGGAUGGUGUUCCCGUUCAUAAACCACCAAAAUGGCGGAAGAAGGUUGCAAAUGGGAAAUUUGAGGUCUUGCCGGACAUGCUAAAACUCUACCUCUCUUACAAAGCUGAACUGAAUGUGCUGCCAUUUUGCACCCAGUUCAUCCCAAUCGAAGUCAUUGAGGCUCCAAAGUUUAAAAGUAUUAUCUAUCAUCCGUCUAUUCUCCCGAAACACAGAGGUGCAUCUGCAAUCAAUUGGACUCUGAUAGAUGGCGAUAAGGAAGCUGGUCUUACCAUUUUUUGGGCCGAUGAUGGCUUGGACACCGGACCAAUUUUACUCCAAAAGAAAUGCAAAGUCGAGCAAAACGAUACGCUGAACUCAUUGUACAAGAGGUUCCUGUAUCCAGCUGGAGUUGAUGCAAUGGCAGAAGCAGUAGAGCUGAUUGCAGCUGGCAAAGCUCCACGCAUUGUUCAACCCACUGAAGGAGCUACGUACGAACCAUACAUCACCGCCAAGCCAGAACUGGCUGAGAUCGACUGGAAGAAAACACAACAGCAGCUCCACAACUUUAUUCGUGGAAAUGACAAGGUACCCGGAGCUUGGGCUACUCUCAACGGAGAGAAGGUAACGUUGUACGGUAGCACCCUCUACCGAGCACCAGUCCCACCUCCUUCAGCUCGAGAACUUCAAGUGACCGAAGUCCCCGGAGGAAAAGUCUAUGUUCACGACAAGGGGCUCCUUGUGCCAGGCAGUGAUGGAAAAUGGGUCAAUGUGGACACUGUAAAAGUUGGCUCAAAGACAAUGCCAGCGAAAAAGUAUGGCGUGGUUGAGGAAAAUGGAGUAAAGGUGGAAUUUACACCGGAAGAGCAGAAAGUGGUGGAUGAAGUCAAGAAAAUCUGGGAAGCCAUUUUAAAAACGACUGUCGAAGCAGAUACAGAUUUCUUCGAGGCUGGUGGUACAUCAGCUGACGUCACCCGACUUGUAGAAGAGAUCAAAUUCCAUUCAAAAGUUGAACUCGAAAAUACAGAUAUAUACUUGGGUUCAACAUUCGGUGAAAACGCUGAGAUAGUCGUGAAGAAGAUGAGAGGUGGAGACAAGAUCACCGUGGAAUACGAUCCUAUUAUUGUAAAUGCUAAUGGAAUGGAGCUUAAAUUCCCUCAUGAGCUCUUCAUCGAUGGCAAAUUUCAACCUUCCUCAAGUGGAAGGACAUAUGACACCAUCAAUCCUACGGACGAAUCAGUCAUUUGCAAAGUUCCCAAAGCUGAUGCGAAUGAUGUGAACAGAGCAGUUGCUGCGGCAAAAGCGGCGUUCGAAGAUGGUGAAUGGCGGAAGAUGUCAGCUCGUGAUCGAGGAAAGCUAUUAUUCAGACUAGCAGACCUCAUGGAAGAACAUAAGGAAGAGUUGGCGACGCUCGAAUCCUUGGAUUCAGGAGCCGUCUACACCUUAGCGCUCAAAACACAUGUAGGAAUGUCCAUUGAUGUGUGGAGAUACAUGGCUGGAUGGUGCGACAAAAUUCAGGGCAGCACGAUCCCGAUUUCCAACGCUCGGCCGAAUUACAAUCUCACACUCACCAAGCGAGAGCCUAUCGGAGUUGUGGGUCUGAUCACGCCAUGGAACUACCCUCUCAUGAUGCUUUCGUGGAAAAUGUCCGCUUGCUUGGCAGCUGGAAACACAGUGGUGCACAAACCAGCAGGAGUCACACCAUUGACAGCCCUGAAAUUUGCCGAAUUAGCAGCACUGGCCGGAAUCCCUAAUGGAGUAAUCAACAUCGUUACAGGAUCAGGAGCGGAGAUUGGCAAAGUACUAGCUGAGCAUCCAGAUGUUAGAAAAGUCGGCUUCACCGGUUCGACGGAAGUUGGUGCAGAAGUAAUGACUAGCUGUGCUCAGUCAAACAUCAAGAAGGUGUCGUUAGAACUGGGAGGCAAAUCUCCACUGAUAAUCUUCCCAGACUGCGAUUUAGAAAGAGCAGUCAAACAAACUUGUGGCGCUGUUUUCUUCAACAAGGGAGAGAACUGCAUUGCUGCUGGUCGAAUUUUCGUUGCUGAUAGCAUUUAUGAUAGUUUCUUGAAGAAGCUGGUCGAUGAGACCAAGAAGUACGUCAUUGGAGACCCUCUUGACCGAUCGACUGCCCACGGACCACAAAACCACAAAGCUCAUUUGAAUAAAUUAGUCGAGUUUGUACAAAAGUCAAAAGAAGGCGGAGCCAAGGUGGUUUACGGAGGAGAACGUCUUCCGCGACCUGGCCUUUUCUUCCCUCCUACAAUCCUGUCUGAAGUAGAGGAUGAUAAUUUUGCUGCAAUCGAAGAAUCGUUCGGGCCAAUUAUGUGUGUUAGCCGAUUUGAUGAUGAUGAUGUUGAUGAAGUAGUCAGAAGAGCGAAUUUGACCGAAUAUGGAUUAGCCGCUGGAGUGUUCUCAAAGGAUAUUUCGAAAGUUCUUCGUGUGGCUGAUCGACUCCAAGCCGGCACUGUGUUCAUAAAUACCUACCAAAAAACAGACGUUGCCGCACCCUUUGGUGGUUUCAAACAGUCUGGAUUCGGAAAAGAUCUUGGGCAAGAAGCGCUGAACGAGUACCUGCAAACGAAAACUGACAGAAAGAUGCGAGAGGUGUUGAAUAUUUUGUAUUGCCAUGGAUUGGGAUCAUCAAUCAACAAUCGAGUGGGAACGGGUCUUGUGGAGUAUUUUAAGAAUACACCUCAUUAUUUUAAAAGAUUGCUCUACCGGAAUCCUGGUUCCCGCAAUGUGCUAUGGAAUAUUUCCGAAUGGAGGGAAGACAUUGAGAAGCGUGUAGAUGGUAAAGAAUGGGUGGUGAUUGCAAGCAGCGCUGGUUGCCAUGCUGCCCUGAAUGCAGCAAAGAAUCGUCCUGGCAACAUAAAAGGACUUUUUCUGUUUUGUCCGGGUGUCUCGCUUACGUUCAAUUAUGUGAACACAAUCGCUCCCGGCGCUAGUGCUGCCCUUCAGAAUGGUCAGAGUCUUAUCCAUCCAGCAUCACGUGGAGGACAUGAAGCUCUUAUUAACAGAGAAUGCCUGCAGCACUACCUUGAUACAUGUGUAACGAAGACUGAAGGUCUGAUCAACAUUCAUUGCCCUGUCAGUAUAGUCCACGGCACAAAAGAUGAGAUGGUGCCCUUCGAAAACUCGGUAUCAUUAUCCAAACGCUUACGCUCCACAAAUGUUGAGCUAAUGCUCAUACCGGAUGGAACUCAUUAUUUAUCAGUGGAUGAAAGAACAGCAAAGAAGUUGGACGAGUUUCUUGCUACUGUAAGCCGUCUUGAGAACAGUCCAAGCAGGGUCAUUCAAAGUAAGCUGUAAUCUCAUAAAUGAAAGCGUUCACAGAUUUUUUCACUCUGAUUCACGCGAGGACAGUUAACUAGCUAACGAAAGUUUCAAUUGAAUGCCAAGCUUUAUCCUACAUGCAACCUUAAUGUAGCAUCACUACUUGGAAUGAUUCUACUUCGUCUGAC